AUUUUUUUAAAAGUUUUCCAUUGUAUAAAGAAUCUUUAAAAAAUAUAUCUGAAAAUUUGUUCAGUAUUAUCAAAAUUAUUGCGCAGAGCAUACAUUAAUAGAAAAUGGAAAACGAAAAUGACGUAGAGGUUAAGGCUGAGCCUGAUAUGACUUUUACUAAGGAGUUGCGUAAAGCUACUAAGGAUGUGCAUAAAAUGAGCGAUAUUCUUGUAAAUGCAAAAUUUGCAUUAGCUCUUUCCAAUGAAACUGUUUGGGCAGAUGGUCUACUUGCUUUUUACGAGAUAUACAAAUUUUUUGAAACCCACUUACCAGAAACACUAUUACCCAAAGAGCUGUAUCGCACUGCAGCAUUUGAAAAGGAUCUUAACAUAUUCCUAGGUAGCAACUGGCAAGAAAAUUAUGAACCAAGAGAAAGUGUUAAGAAAUAUCUAAAGAAAUUAGAAGAAGUACGCAGCAAAAAUGAAUUACUGUUAUUUGCGUAUGCCUUCCAAAUGUAUAUGGCUUUAAUGUCUGGUGGUCAAUUGUUACAAAAAAAACGAAUGAUUGCUCGUAAAUUGUGGAUUGGAAAGCAAGAAGAACCUGAAGAUAAUAAGGCAAUGACUUUUGAUCCGGAACUGCAUGAAGUUGAUUUAGAAAAACGUCCUAUGCCAGCUCAGGUUACUAUUUGUCCACCUGGCUGUGCUGCUACAUUUUUUCCAGACAAAAUUUCAGUUCUUAAAGCUAAAUUACGUACAAUCUUAAAUGAAAACUAUGGAAAAUUUGAUGAUGAUAUGCGUGCUGCUUUUAUUGAAGAAAGCCGCAACGUCUUUCUAUACAAUGGAGAUGUAGUGCGCUCAAUAAAAGGAGUUGCAAAGGCUAACUUACGUGCAUUAGGUAUGGUUGUAUGUUUUAUUGUUGGCGUUUACCUUGCAUUAAAAUUUGCAAGACGUUAAUAAGCACAAAACUGUAAAUUCAUAAAAAAGACUAAAUUUUAUUUUCGACUAAAGUAGUUUUAAUUUAGUUUAAUAAAAAUAUAUAGCUAAUAUUAACUAACAA
Messenger RNA from Teleopsis dalmanni, 1035 nucleotides. RefSeq lists its product as uncharacterized. The record is from RefSeq and is a predicted model, not a curated record. Gene Ontology annotation, molecular function: heme oxygenase (decyclizing) activity. Gene Ontology annotation, biological process: heme oxidation. Lineage: Eukaryota; Metazoa; Arthropoda; Insecta; Diptera; Diopsidae. The transcript is spliced from 2 exons. The coding region runs from base 105 to 932 and encodes 275 amino acids.